Styela clava is the source of this 624-nucleotide messenger RNA. The record is from RefSeq and is a predicted model, not a curated record. NCBI's taxonomy places the organism in Eukaryota, Metazoa, Chordata, Ascidiacea, Stolidobranchia, Styelidae.
AUGAGCAUGUGCUAUUCAACGUCCGCACAAUCUACAACAAAGACAAAUAUACCAUGGUUUAAAAUCAAUAAACUGUACGAAAAAAUAAGUUUAUCAUCAGAAGACCAUGUCAAGCAUUUUCUUGCAACCAACUUUUUAUUUGAAAACGAACAUUUCAUUUCCUAUAACAAGCCAGCAGGAGUCCAUGCCUUCUGUGGGAUUGAGAGAAACUUAGAGGACAGGACAAGCUCAGUUGAAGACAUUAUUCACUUGAUAGCUCACAAGCACGACUGUCCAGAUUUGCAAAUAUGCAAUGCACCACAUCUAGAUUAUUCCGGAGUUAUGUUGUUGGCCAAAUCUUCUGCUGCUAAUAAUGCAAUGAGAAAAUCCUUCAAACUUGCCAAGAAAGCUGAAAAAUAUCUAAGAACGGACCUAGCAAUUACAAUAGGAGUUCCUGACCCCCCUACUGAUUUGAUAAAAGUAUCGAUCGAAAACAGAAAAAUAAAAGAAAAGAUCGUUGAAAUGCCUGUUUUAAACCCAUCUAUCACUAAAAUAAAAACUAAAGCAGUAAGGUUAAGGAGAUCAUAUUAUGAGGUGCUGGACUCAAUGAAAGGGAUGUCUUUAGUCAAAAUACUAACCUCGUGA